This is a messenger RNA of Syngnathoides biaculeatus (alligator pipefish), 1640 nucleotides long. Its product is annotated as fibrinogen C domain-containing protein 1. The record is from RefSeq and is a predicted model, not a curated record. The transcript is spliced from 7 exons. The coding region runs from base 1 to 1407 and encodes 468 amino acids. Lineage: Eukaryota; Metazoa; Chordata; Actinopteri; Syngnathiformes; Syngnathidae.
AUGACACAAAAGACGAAUAGCACCACAUUCUUGAAGCAACUGCUGCAUUUCUUCAUCCCCAAGUGGAAAGUUAGCAGGGGUCAAGAAAGACUGGAAAAGCAUCUCCAAGUUGGACAAGCAUCCCUUUUGGCCUCCAGGCAAGAUCUCCAUUUGUUCACUAUUCCUCUUGGCUCACUGGGCAUGCUUGCUCUGCUCUCUCUGUGUGUGGGAGCUUUGCUCCCCUGUCAGGCAUCUCUCGACUGCACACAGCCUCCCUGCAGGGACAAUCUGGUGGCAGCACCCAUCCCACCUGCUUCCGCAGUGCGAACCGGCACAUGUGAGGGUCAACAAGCCUGCAGGAAGGGAGUCUCUCAGUCAGUCAUCUCAGAUGCCCCUUGGAAGGUAGAGCAGAGGCCACACUUUCCUCAGAUUCAGACACAGGGCGGUGGUGUGAAGGAGCGUCUGGUUCAGCUGCAGCGCUGCAUGCUUUCCCUCCAGGAAACAGGGGGGGCUUGGAUCGGCCAGGACGGCAAUUCCCUGGGGGCUAUCCUGGCGCUAAUGGCGGCCGUGCUGACAGAGUGUGACCUCCACUGUCACAGUCAAGCCCUCGGGGUGAUGGCUAAACGACUGGAGGGUGCAGCUGUGGGAAGAGAGAGGGAGAAAGACCUGCUUCUUUUCCUCAAGAGCAUUACACAUCAUCCUCCUACAGUCGCACCGUUGCAAAGGUUGCAUCCUCAGGACUGCACAGAGAUUUACAGACUGGGGAUCAAAGAGAACGGUAUCUACACCAUUCAGCCUGACCUGCACAGACCAGCACUGGAGGCUAAAUGUGACAUGGCGACGACGGGAGGCGGGUGGACAGUGAUCCAGAAUCGUCAGGACGGCUCAGUGGACUUCAACAGGACGUGGCAGGAAUACAGGGAGGGCUUUGGCAAUCCGCAAGGGGAACACUGGCUGGGCAAUGCUGUCCUGCACACGCUCACAUCCACUGGCCAACACCAGCUUCGGAUAGAGCUGGAGGACUGGCACCAACAGAGACGCCACGCCACCUAUAACAACUUCAAAGUAGCCUCAGAGGCACAGAGGUACCGCCUGACAUCUCGUGAGUACUCCGGUGACGCAGGCAACGCACUGAGCUACAGCAAACGCUACAACCACGACGGCAGAUCUUUCAGCACCACUGACAGAGAUCACGACCGCUACGCUGCUGGAAACUGCGGUCAUUACUACGGCGCAGGCUGGUGGUUUGACGCUUGCCUGGCCGCCAACCUGAACGGCCACUACUACCGGGGUCGUUACAGCGGCGUGACUAACGGUAUCUACUGGGGGACGUGGUACAUCCUCACUGAUGGGCGAACUGGUGAACGGUACUCAUUCAAGAGAGUAGAGAUGAAGAUAAGACCACGGGAGUUUGCUGGCUCAUCAUAAAAAUGGGAAAAAAAUACUCAAAUGAGCUGCAAAGUAGAUAUACAAAUUGUAUUGUCAAUCAAUUGUUUGUUACAGUCAUUGAACGGACCUAACCAUUUUACUGAGACUAAACAAAAUGCUCAGGUUGACCCCCCCCCCAAAAAAAGCCAAAUAUACAGUAUAUACUUUUCUGUUUGAUAAACACUGCCACCGCAUUUCACAGAAAUAAAUGAAUGACAUUUGAAUACUUUAAA